UUGAUGUUAUUUCUCGCAAUCUAUGGCAUUAUCAAGAUAAUUAUAGGUUCUGUGUAUCUUAUGAGCUGUCCAGAGAUCUUUCUGAUGCCGUUUUACCUGCUGUUUGGCGGAGUUAUCUCCCUUAUUCCACCCAUACUGAUGCUGUACAGAAUAUUCCAUUCAGACGAGAAGUCUGAGAAAUCCGUGGAAGGAUUAUGGUGGAUACUUGAGAAAGUCUUCUAUGCAAGUGUGGUUAUCAUAUUCGCAGGAACUAUUUACAUUCUUGUCAUCAUAUCACGAACACGUUAUUUGGACAGACUGUGUUACGUCUCCUGGCUUCCAGCGUUCGCCAUCUUUGUGUUGGUUUUAGACUGGGUCUCUUACGCUGUGUUUUUCCGCUACUUCUGUAACAUUGAGUACAAAGAGGAGGAACAGGACCCUAUCCCACCGUACACGUGGCCGCCUCACCACCGACACUUGCGAUUCCACCACAGGUUCCAGUCAUAAAGCAACACAUUUCUUCAAAAUAUCAUUGACUUGAGCACUGUAUCUUCUGCUGUCUAUCAUACAAUGUGGAAAGUGGACCUCUAACGUUGGGGGAAAGCUAUGUCUUGAAUAAAUGGUGAUGUUAUUCAAAACUAAACUGUACGCUGUUGGUUGACAUUUUAUUGGAUAUACUAGAUGAUACAUACACUUUCAUUGGAAAAUCGACUGGUGACGUCACGUCAUGGACGCAUUUCUCAACAGCUUGGAUUCAUUUCUGAUAAGAAGUUAUGUGUGCAAAUAUGGAUAUAGCAUACCAAGGCAGACAAUAUGUAGAUAUGGAUAGGGCAGUUCAAGUUGGAAAAGGAAUGAAUGUGUGAAUAGGGCAAAUCGAGUUCUAAAGAAAGGAAAACAUUAUUGUCUGUGUAUAAUGACACACCUAUAACAGUCUGAAAGCAAUUAAGGUGUCGUCAAUAGAUCUGAUAAACGUCAAUGCCAUCGUGUGUUCAGAAGACCCUUGAUUGAGCUUUAACAUAAACCUGCCAUCAGCGUAAUGCAUUUGGUGAAUAACUCGUCAUGACGAAAGGUCAACUGAACACGUAAUGACGACAUUGGUUUAUGUCAGAUCUCCCAACGGGGACCUUCAAGACUAAAUAACAGUACGAUCUGCUACUAAUCUGAUACAUUGCGGCCAUUGGAUGUCUAACAUAACAUAUGGAAACUGUGACAAACCAGACUAGAAAUGAAAAUAACGUCUGUUUAACGACACCCAAAGCGCAUCUGUUUAAUCAUUAGCUAUUAGGUGUCUGUCGUGUUACUGUAACUGGGGAAACCAAAUUAGAAAUGAAGAGGAACAUUUGAUUUAUCUUCGCUGCUGCAAACGUACGUUUGCUUGCAUGUCCCUGUGUGUUUCGACGCGGUGGAAACAGUUUACGUUUUUCACCAAGAUUAAUGUCCUUUGUGCCAAGUGUUUUCAUUGUAAAGAGUAUUUUCGUCACCUCUGGUCCUUGUGGGAGACAGGUGGGAGCUAUCUCGGUGAACGUGGUAUCCGUUCGUGAUCCACGCUGUUUCUAAUUCCGUCACAAGGGAGUAAUGACGUCGUCGCUGAUGAGUCUUCCUGCGUCGUUUUACCUCCUCGUGAUGGAUGUUGGGAACUUGUUUCAGACUUAACAACAUUAGUUAUAUGUUAUCCUUGCGAUGCACUGCAGGAGCGGAUUCAGACUUUUUCUAAGGAGGGGUGCAACUUUUAAAAAAAAAGAAGCAACAUUCAAUAUUCAAAAGCACGACAACAUGUUUUAUGUAUACUGAGAAAAGGUGGCGGUGUUUAACGUUGACUGAAUGUGAUAGUAUGGCUAGUAUGGGAUAAGAUGGAACCAUUGUCGCUAGUGCUCGGCUUCUGAAGUCGCGCCAUUGGUGUACGUUACACACAGUACAACCAGUCAGAAAACUGAUUCGUUGUGAGUCUUACUUGGUCCACACAAAAUGUACUUAUUGUAUUACUAGUAUCAUUACCACGUGCGGUUAUUUCGAUUAUCUUUUACAUAGAAACUCCACACACGCUGGGUACUUAAAAGACAAAUACUGUUUUCUAUUUUCUGCAUGUCUUUCUGAGGAUGCGUUCCCACGGCGCGACUUGUUGUAACGAUACCGGCCAAGUACUAAGACAGGCUUAGGUGUGUCCGGUUCUUACACAGCGUGAAUGCACUUAGCGAUUUCUGUGAUACAAAUGUGCUUGGUGAAUUAAUAUUAAUGAAAUCUGGCAUUUCUAAAGUGCAUAGUUCAAUAGAACACGUUCAUGUGCAUCUAUGUAUGUAUGUAUGUAUGUAUGUAUGUAUGUAUGUAUGUAUGUAUGUAUGUGUGUGUGUGUGUGUGUGUGUGUGUGU
Messenger RNA from Gigantopelta aegis, 2345 nucleotides. RefSeq lists its product as uncharacterized. The transcript has 3 exons. The record is from RefSeq and is a predicted model, not a curated record. NCBI's taxonomy places the organism in Eukaryota, Metazoa, Mollusca, Gastropoda, Neomphalida, Peltospiridae. Bases 4 to 486 code for a protein of 160 amino acids.